AUGGACAUCACCGUGACGUGCAGCCAGACGCCUACGAUGCUCCUGGUGGCUGACUUUGCCGGCGACCGACAGACGCUGGGCGCGGCGCUCGGACUCGGCUGGGCCACAAUGGGCGCCAUCAUCCCGGCCGUGUACAUCCAGAUCUGGGGCGCGGCCUACUUGACGCUGCACUGGUUCAUGGGGCUGCUCUGCGUCGUCAUGUUCAUCAGCGUGACAGUCGCCGUUAUAUUCGGCAAGGAGACGCCGCUGGAGAAGACGGAUAACGUCAGCGCGUGUCGAAGCAUCCAGGACUCUUUUGUGACGAUCUUCAAGGGCAUCCGGACCAUGCCCCCCAUGCUCACAGUGUACGCGGCCAUCAUGUUCUUCGUGCUGUACGGCUACUCGGCCUACAACGGCAACAAGGGCCAGUUUUUCGGCCUCGUGGUCUACGGAGGCUCGGCCGACAACGCCGACUCGUGCAACCCGUGCUCGGCCGAGCAGAUCGCGUACAACCACGGCGUGAGCAAGGCCAGCGGCCUCGGCGACCUGCUCUUCAACACCGUGGGCUACGUCUACUCGUGGGUGCUGCCGUUCUUGGUCCGCCAGUUCGGCGCGCGCGUUGUGCUGUCCGGCUCGAUGCUGGCCCAGGCGCUGCUCAUGGCCAUGGCCUUUUGCUCCAGCGUGGGCUUCGACCUCUUCGUCGUGGCCAUUCUGUCCGUGGCACAGGGCACCGCGUUCGCGCUCAUGGUGCCCACCAUAAUCCACGUCUUCGGCGGCCGCAGCGAUGUGGACAUCGGAAUGUAUGUGGGGGCUCUCAACUCGGCCAACUGCUUUGGUCAACUGCUCAACUUCGCUAUCGGCACGGCCGUGGUGCAGACGUCGCUGGGCUACAAGCUGCCAGUGUUUCUGGGCGGGGCAAUGAGCUUCUUGGGCUUCCUCGUUGCGGCCUUCCUCUUCAAGGUCAAGAUGCACUCCAUGUAA
Phytophthora sojae is the source of this 960-nucleotide messenger RNA. RefSeq lists its product as hypothetical. The record is from RefSeq and is a predicted model, not a curated record. The transcript has a single exon. Gene Ontology annotation, cellular component: membrane. Bases 1 to 960 code for a protein of 319 amino acids. Gene Ontology annotation, molecular function: sucrose:proton symporter activity. NCBI's taxonomy places the organism in Eukaryota, Oomycota, Peronosporomycetes, Peronosporales, Peronosporaceae.